This is a messenger RNA of Suillus subalutaceus, 1518 nucleotides long. RefSeq lists its product as uncharacterized. The record is from RefSeq and is a predicted model, not a curated record. The coding region runs from base 101 to 1402 and encodes 433 amino acids. Gene Ontology annotation, molecular function: translation elongation factor activity. Gene Ontology annotation, cellular component: cytoplasm; nucleus. Gene Ontology annotation, biological process: translational elongation. NCBI's taxonomy places the organism in Eukaryota, Fungi, Basidiomycota, Agaricomycetes, Boletales, Suillaceae. The transcript has 6 exons.
CUGUGUUUUGGUUGUGCUCCGAUAAAAUUUCAGGAGGUGCGCUAAUCAAAUCGGCAAUCUCAUCUUUCUCUCCAUCUUCCACCUUCUCCAAGUUUUCAAAAUGGCACCUGUGGGCAAGCUCUAUUGUGUCUCUGCCAUGCCCCAGACCAAGACGGGUCUUGAGCUCGAGAUCCCCGAGUACACGCACUUUUCGGACAACCAGAAGCCAGAGUUUCUUGCCAAGUUCCCUCAUGGAAAGAUCCCCGCUUUUGAGAGCGCAAACGGCCUCAAUCUCACGGAGGGUGCCCCGAUUGCGCGGUAUCUUGCCGGCCUUGCUCCCAACUCUGGCCUUCUCGGCUCGACACCAGAGGAUGCUGCAGUCGUCGAUCAAUGGGUUCACUUUGUUGAAUCAGAAAUUUCCACACAAAACGAUCUCAUUUCGGGGAUGCUUAGGAACUUCUUUCCCUACAGCAAAGGCUUCCACACCGUCCUCGUUGAGCGCCAAUUGCGCAGCCUAAUCACCCUCGAAACUCAUCUGAGCACCCGUACCUUCCUCGUUGGCGACCGCAUCACUCUUGCUGACAUUACUGCCGCCGCUGUUCUUCAGCGCGUCGUUGCCGUCACCGCAGACGCCGAUGUGCGCGCCAAACUCAUCAACACUAUUCGUUUCUUGGAAACUAUUGUGCAUCAGCCCAAACUCGAGGCUAUCUUCGGUCCUACUGAGUACACCGAGAAGGCACUGCAGUACGUCCCUCCCAAAAAGGAGAAGGCGCCGGCACCCCCAGCCGCACCAAAAGAGAAGAAAGAGAAGGAGAAGCCAAAGAAAGCCGCUGAGGACGAUGACGAGGACGAUGGCAACCUUGUGCCUGAGGAGCCCAAGGAGAAGAAUCCCUUGGACCUGCUCCCAAAGAGCACGUUCAACCUCGAGGACUGGAAGCGUGCCUACAGCAACAAGGACACGCGCGGCGCUGAUGGUUCGCUAGAGUGGUUCUACGCCAACUUCGACAAGGAGGGCUUCUCCGUCUGGCGCGUAGACUUCAAAUACAAUGAGGAACUCACGCAAGUUUUCAUGUCCUCCAACCAGGUCGGUGGUUUCUUCAACCGCCUCGAGGCAUCACGCAAGUACCUGUUCGGAUCGGUGGGCGUGCUUGGCCAGGCCAACGCCUCUAUUAUCUCUGGCGUCUUCAUCCUGCGGGGCCAAGACUCAAAGGCAGCUGUAGACUGCGCACCAGACUUUGAGAGCUACGAAUACACCAAACUAGAUGUGUUUGGUAACCAGGAGGACAAAGCCUUCUUCGAGGGCGCACUUGCAUGGGAUCUAGAGGUCGAUGGCAAGAAAUGGGCAGAUGGAAAGAACCUGUUGAUCUACGUCUGUGGAAGGGAGGUGGCUGCGACACACAUACUGUCCUAUAAUGUCCAGUGACACACUUCUCGAUGCCUCUUACUUAGAAGUCGUCAGAAGCCGAAUAUCCUCUAAGCGUAUCCUGGGAGUCUUUUACUCCAGAAUUGCCGCCUGCGUUGGCAGAAACCUUGUUUGAC